UGCAUGGAGGCCACAGUGCGCUCGGCAGUCUGAGGUUCAGCUUUCAUUUAUCCCGGAUUCAUUUUGGGGAAGCACCAUGGAGGUCUGCGCUAAGCCUCUGUGCUACGAGCUGCUGGCAGAGGUCGGGGAAGGCUCCUACGGUAAGGUGUAUAAAGCCAGAGAGGCGGGGGGCAAACAGCGCCUCCUGGCGGUGAAGAAAUUCAACGUCUGCGCAGACGCGUCGGAGACCGGGAUCCCUGCGUUCAUGAUCCGCGAGGUGGCGCUGCUGCGUAAAAUGAAGUACUUCAACCACCCCAACAUUGUGAAGCUGUUGGAUGCGUCUGCUGUACCAGUGGGCCGGAGCCUGGACCUCACUCUGGUGCUGGAAUACAUUGACCAGGACCUGUCCACCUACCUGUCCAAGGUCCCCGCUUCUGGACUGAGCCGUGACAGCAUUAAGGAUUUGAUGCAGCAGCUGUUGCGAGGACUGGACUUCCUGCACACAAACAUGGUGCUGCACCGUGACCUGAAACCAGAAAACGUCCUGGUCAGCAGCCGCGGAGAAGUCAAGAUCGCGGACUUUGGACUGGCACGCGUCUACACCUUCAACAUCGCCCUCACUCCAGGUGUGGUGACGCUGUGGUACAGAGCUCCCGAGGUGCUGCUGAACUCCGUUUACAUGUCCUCGGUGGACAUGUGGAGCGUCGGCUGCAUCUUCGCCGAGCUCUUCCUCUUGAGACCACUCUUUCAGGGAUACACAGAGGUACAGCAGCUGCAAAAAAUCUUUGAGGUGAUUGGUUUGCCCAGCGAGGAGGACUGGCCCAAAGACAGCCCGAUCUCCUACUCAGUCAGCUGGGGACCGAAAGGCUCCUGCACCAAACUGCUGCACAACCUGGGCCCGGGCGAGAACGACCUCCUGUCUCAAUGCUUGGCAUUCAGAGCGAGCAGUCGCAUCUCAGCCGCCAAAGCCCUGGCUCAUCCUUUCUUCAUGAAGCACUGAAGAUUUUCAGUCGAAUGCCGAGUGGAAGAAGAGAAACUUCGGCUCCUUCCGCUUCUUACCCCGCCCUACUGUCAGCUCUGCUAACUACUCUUGUGCCACAGAGUCCAUCGCACACACACCCACAUCAUGAGAAACUGUGGUCAGGUUUGAGGGAACAGCUUUACACGUUUCUUCCUCGUAGAACAUGGCUCUGAUGGCACAAAAUGCUUAACAGUAACGUGUAUGUUGAUAAGAAUCCAAAACAUGAGACAUGUUUGAAGGAACAGUUUUAUUUACUUUGUUGUAUUGAUUUCUAAAUUCGGCCCGCCUUCACGUGAACAGAGUAGAAGUAUGUUGUUCUUUGAUUUGAUAGUACGCUAAGAUGCAGUACUUCUUUGUUGUUGUUGAGCGUUACUCUUAAAAAUAUUAAUUCUGUUUUGCUGUAAACUACUGACAACACUAUUAUGAGCACCUUUAAGUUGAUGAGUUGGUUUAUGUUGUUUCGCCGAAGCUUUUUCUGUUCUAGACUUGCAUACAUCGGAAGGAAAUGAAGUCCCUUAUUUUUUUUAUUAUUUUGUGAAGAUAUUUGUGGUGUAAUCACUGGAAGCAGAUUACACCUGUAUUUAUGUUUGUAUUGACAGAUCUACACGAGUUACACUGUUCAUUCAA
Messenger RNA from Dicentrarchus labrax (European seabass), 1627 nucleotides. RefSeq names its product cyclin-dependent kinase 21 (gene cdk21). The coding region runs from base 77 to 979 and encodes 300 amino acids. NCBI's taxonomy places the organism in Eukaryota, Metazoa, Chordata, Actinopteri, Moronidae. The record is from RefSeq and is a predicted model, not a curated record. Gene Ontology annotation, molecular function: cyclin binding; ATP binding; cyclin-dependent protein serine/threonine kinase activity. Gene Ontology annotation, cellular component: nucleus; cytoplasm; cyclin-dependent protein kinase holoenzyme complex. The transcript is spliced from 8 exons. Gene Ontology annotation, biological process: regulation of gene expression; G1/S transition of mitotic cell cycle; signal transduction.